UCCUACAAAAAAUUUCAACAACAUUUAUCAUCUUAUCAUCUAUCUCCCCAAACCUCCCUAUACAAAUCCCAAAAGGUCCCAAACCAUUCCCUCACACAACACUCCAAACCCUAAUUAACCCAUCUGUCGUCUCUCUCUCAACAUGAGUUUCUAUAUCUCAAAAUGCUUAUCCUUUUUCUUCAUCAUCAUCACUCCCUUUUACUCCACCUCCACACACGCAGCCACUUUUGAGAUCAAAAACCAAUGCCCUUUCACAGUCUGGGCCGCAGCCGUGCCAGGCGGUGGCCGCCAACUCGACCGCGGCCAAACCUGGACCAUCAACGCCAGCCCCGGCACCAAACAAGCCCGCAUAUGGGCUCGAACCAAGUGCACCUUCGAUGGAGCUGGCCAGGGCCGCUGUGAGACCGGUGACUGCGGUGGACUCCUACAAUGCAAAGCCUAUGGCACACCACCAAACACACUAGCUGAAUAUGCAUUAAACCAAUUCAACAACCUCGACUUCUUCGAUAUCUCAUUAGUCGAUGGAUUCAAUGUGGCCAUGGACUUCAGCCCCGCAAGGGCCGCAGCCGGAAAGUGCCGAGCUAUCAGAUGCGCGGCGGAUAUCAAUGGGCCGUGUCCGAGGGAGUUGAAGGCUGCCGGCGGCUGUAACAACCCGUGCACGGUGUUUAAGACCGAUGAGUACUGCUGCAACUCCGGCAAGUGUGGACCGACCAAUUUCUCGAGGUUUUUCAAGGAGAGGUGUAGAGAUGCAUAUAGUUAUCCCAAGGAUGAUGAAACAAGCACCUUUACAUGCCCUGCCGGAACUAACUACAGGGUGGUGUUUUGUCCUUGAAGCUGCCAUAUAUAUGUGCCUGCGCGUAUAAGAAGAAGAAUAAAUGCAUAAAUAAUAGUAUUAGUAGUACUUAUAAAUAAGACCUCUCUGCCCCAUUUGUGGACGGUACGAACCCGGUGUUACCGAAAACAUGGAUAUGAAAUAAUAUAGAGAUAUAUAUACAUACAUAACAACUUUUUUUUGGUCCAUCUUGCUUGCACGUUAAAUUUUAUGAAUAUUA
Molecule: messenger RNA, 1052 nt
Organism: Cornus florida
Lineage: Eukaryota; Viridiplantae; Streptophyta; Magnoliopsida; Cornales; Cornaceae
Product: thaumatin-like protein
Exons: 1
Coding region: 143-832 (229 amino acids)
Biological process (GO): defense response
Cellular component (GO): extracellular region
Source: RefSeq, a predicted model, not a curated record